UAAGCAUUGAACUUUUCUCGAAUGGCAAGUAGUGUCAAUAGCUUCUCAAGUGCUUUCAGUGACGCUCAGUAUUUUGAGAGCGGCAUGAUUCGUUCUGAAGAAAUUCGGCGUCAGCUAGAUAGUUCAAGCAUAAGAGACAAGUUGGAAGCAAUGAAACGCAUAGUCGCCCUUAUCUCACUGGGAAAGGACGCUUCCUUGUUUUUUCCCGACGUAGUGAAAAACGUGGCAACUUCCUCAAUUGAUUUGAAGAAACUAGUUUAUAUCUAUCUGGAGCAUUAUGCAGACACAAAUCCAGACUUGGCGUUGCUUUCUGUUAACGCCUUUCAAAAGGACUUGACAGAUUCCAAUCAGAGCAUUCGAGCCCUCGCACUUCGAGUCUUGUCUUCCAUUAGAGUUCAAACUAUUCUUCAAGUUAUUCUUUGGGCCAUCAAGAAGUGUGUAAAGGAUUCCUCUUCCUAUGUACGAAGGGCUGCAGCCUUUGCUAUGAUAAAGGCAUAUGAAAUGGACUCAUCUGUCGCAGAUGAUCUGCAGAGUUCCUUUGAAAUACUCAUGAAUGACCGUUCAACGACAGUGAUUGGAGCGGCAGCACUGGUUUGGAGAGAAGUAUUUCCUCUGCAAUAUGAAUUGUUACAUCAGCACUUUAGGAAAUUGUGUAGACUUCUUGUAGACAUGGAUGAAUGGUCACAAGUGUCCUGUUUACAAAUACUCAUGCUUUAUGCAAGAGAGCAUUUUCCAAAACCUAAAAACUUCCAUGUUGAUGUCAACGAGAAUGAAAUCCACGUUGCUAGAGAAAAGUUGGACAAGCAACCGAUCGACAAAAUGUUCUCAAAAGACGAAAGCGAAGACCAAAUCGAUGAGGACCUGCUUCUUCUUCUGAAAGAGUCUGAGUAUCUAUUUUUAUCACGGAAUUCUGCCGUAGUUUUAUCUACAGUUUCAUUAUUUUUCCAUUUGGCCCCUUAUGAGAUGUUCUUAGAGAAAGCAAUUGAGCCUUUGGUCCGGUUAUUGAGCUUUUCUUGUGACAUUCAAUUUAUUGUGCUCCAGUAUAUUUUUGUUAUUGCAACCAUUGAACCAAAUAGUUUCUUGCCCUAUUUAUCUUGUUUUUUUCUUUCUGAAAGAGAUCCACAACAUAUUCGAGAAUGGAAGCUUCGUAUCAUAAAAGCUAUGGUUUUAAAAGGUUCGGUAGAAUCCUUGAGGCCAUGUAUAGCAAGUUUGAUGAUGGAGUUGCGAUAUUAUUUACAAAAAGAAGAAAGUACCAUUGCCCAUUCAGUUACCGACAUUGUCGGAAUUAUUGGAGAGCGAGACACAUCAUGGAGUUUCCUUUGUGUUGAAGUGUUAUCCAAAAUAGCCUCUCAUUCCACUUCCAAUGCUGUAGUUUCUAAAGCAAUGGGUGUAUUGCGUCAUCUAAUUCAAAAGCAACCCAAGGAACACUCUCGUAUAGUCAGUUAUCUAUGUUGCCACUUGAUGGAGAAGAAUGCGAUGGCUUCAACAGCAAAGGCCCAUAUUAUUUGGUUGGUUGGCGAAUAUCGAGAUCUAUUGCCUUACAAGAUACCCAUUGAAUUAUUUCGAAUUUUCUGUACGCAGUUCGUGAAUGAGUCAAACGAAGUAAAACUACAGACGAUGAACCUUGGGGCCAAGUUAUUGGCAACUUUUUCUGAAAAGGUUCGAAUGCAAAACAGACAAAUUGACGAAGAAAGUACUUUGGCUAUGAAUACAGCAUUUCAUGAUCUUUGCAAGCAACUGUUGACUUAUAUUGUCAAAAUUGCAAAAUAUGACUCGGAUUACGAUGUCAGAGACGAAGCCCGUUUAUUUGAAGUGCUAUUGCUCAACGAAGAAAACUCAACAUUGGAUAAAAUGACAAAAAGUAUAAUAUCGAUGAAAAAGCCGGCCUCUUCAAUGCUAAGACAUGAAGAUUCACUUUUUAUUGCGAACAAGGAAUGGAGAGAAAAGGGUCCAAUUUUGGGUUCCUUUUCACACAUGUUUGACGGUAAAGUUGUAAGCGAUAUCUUGUUGCCAAACUGGUCAAAUGUAUCAAAAUGUAAGGAACUUCGAGUAGAAGAGUUGAAUCAGAACAAGUCAACAGCAUCACAUCCAAAAUACACUUUGGAGAGCAACUCACCAAAUAUUGAAAGAUUUUAUGGUUCCGAAAGUUUAUCGAGUUCUGGGGAAUACUCAUCGGAAAAACAAGUUAUCAGUUCGGAGAACGAAAGUGAGACUUUAUCAAGUGCUGAAGAGUCCGUAAGUGACUCGAGUUAUAACACUGAUGAGGAGCAAAACGUUUCCGAAGAAAGGACUAAUCCUAUGAUGAAAUCGGAGCCAAAUAGGUCAUUUAUUUACACUUUGUCAGGCAAUGAUCAGAGUCUUCUUGAAUCAACGAAAGAACAGUCCCUAAUAUCUGAAGAGCUUGCGAACAAGAAAAAUGGAGAGUUGAAGGGGACGCAAGUUGAUUUGGUUUCUGAGUUGAGCACAAUGUGGCCAGCAUCCAAAGAAACUUUACUUACAAAGACCAAGAAAAACUGGAAGAGGCUAGUAAAUGGUUGGAAUUGUGGAGGUAUUGAAAUAGACUACUAUGUUUCAAGACAUGCAUCGGUUUACGGAUUGGAUGUUGGCAUCGUUUGCUUGCUUAUGAAGAACACAAAUUUAUUUGUAGUCUCGAACAUUCAGUUAUUGCCAUAUCAGAAAGAUGAAGAAGGAACGGGAUAUCAAAUACCGGAAUUGUUAACCUCAGAGGAAGCCUUUGCUUUGAAGGAGAAUGAAUUGAAGGAACUUGCUCUUCAUGUCAAGUUCAAGGGGCGUCCAGAUCAGUUGCCUCUGGAACUGGAAUGUAGUAUCGGGAAAUUCCCUCUCAGUUUCCGGUUUACCGUGGGAGAAAUUCUAAGACCUGAAGUUUUCAAUAUUUCAGAGUUUGAGAAAAAGAGAUCUCUUAUGAGUGGAAUGUUGCAAAUGGAAUCACGUAUUUGUAUCCAAGAAUCAAAGACAUUUUCCAUGGAUGAUGAUAAAGUUUUGGAGGAAUUUCUUCAUUCGACUAUCAUCUCCACAACAAACGUUGCUCGAGUAACGUCUGGAAGGCAAGAAAGUCAACCUGGAGAGAGUAAUUUAUAUUAUAGUGCCCGUAUACGCGGAAAUGAGAAGCUGGUACUGAUGAGUUUAUCAUGGAAAGCUUCAGACUGGAAGGCAGGUAUCUUUUUGUUGCUUAACAGUGAGGAUAUUGUCGUAGGCUCCAAUUUGUUACAAUAUGUGAAGCGCCAAAUAGAUAAUGCUGCAAAAGAGGCUCAGUUGGAUUGACAAUCAUGAAAGUAUUUUGCAGGCGUUGAAUCGUUUGGAAGUCAUGUU
This is a messenger RNA of Galdieria sulphuraria, 3330 nucleotides long. Its product is annotated as AP-3 complex subunit beta. The transcript is spliced from 3 exons. Gene Ontology annotation, biological process: vesicle-mediated transport; intracellular protein transport. Lineage: Eukaryota; Rhodophyta; Bangiophyceae; Galdieriales; Galdieriaceae. Gene Ontology annotation, cellular component: AP-3 adaptor complex; membrane coat. The record is from RefSeq and is a predicted model, not a curated record. The coding region runs from base 22 to 3282 and encodes 1086 amino acids.